Molecule: messenger RNA, 2178 nt
Organism: Coregonus clupeaformis (lake whitefish)
Lineage: Eukaryota; Metazoa; Chordata; Actinopteri; Salmoniformes; Salmonidae
Product: zinc finger protein with KRAB and SCAN domains 8-like
Exons: 3
Coding region: 315-1880 (521 amino acids)
Biological process (GO): regulation of transcription by RNA polymerase II
Molecular function (GO): DNA-binding transcription factor activity; RNA polymerase II cis-regulatory region sequence-specific DNA binding
Source: RefSeq, a predicted model, not a curated record
UUUUUCCCGUUUUUAAUUUUUGUAUCACAAAAUGUAACGUGAUCGACCACACACUAGGUGGCGGCAUGCACAAACAAAAUGUGUGAACACCAUGACAUCGAAGAAGAAGUAGUAAACGGAAGUGAACAGUAAUCAAGAACAAUUUCCACGUUAGCAUUUUUAUUGUUGUUAUUUAUAGGUUUAUUAACACAAUGGGGAAAAAAUGUGACUAAUUUAACUGCAUAGCAUCACAUACUUACAGUAGGUAGUCUUUAAUUCGCGUUGGAGACAGGACUUGGUUGAUAGAGCUACGUAACGCUAGCUAGUUGCUAACAAUGGCUAACUGUAUGGUUUUUCACACUCAAAUAGCUUCCAUUAUGGAGGUGCUAGCGAAUGCAGCCGUGGCAGAGAUCUGUAAACUUGUAGACGACGACUAUGCAGUGUUUCGAUUGGAAAUUUCUCAAAGUCAGAAAGAAAACAGGGGGUUGCGGAAGAAACUACAACUAAUGGACAUGAAGGUGGCACGGGAGCGCGUCCUCGCCAGUCGUCCAAGUAGUGUCAAGGUCGUCGACCGAUACAGAGGAAUAGCAAGAGGUGAAGGACUUUUCACUGGAGGCCACAUGAGCUUUGUGAAGCCAGCGGGACACAGUGCAUGGACAGAUGACCAACCAAUCACUGUUGAUGAGGGGAGUGGAACCUCAACCCAGCAUGUUAUCAUGAUAGAGUCUGCAGAGGCUGCAGGUACUGGAGGAUUGUCUCUGGUCAAGCAGGAGACGACUGAAAGAGACGACCCACAACACAGCAGAAAUAUCCAGACUGGAGCAGCGGUUGGAGUGGCGCCUCCUGUAGCCACGGCAGACCUCGCCACGGUGCCCCAGCACAGGAUCCGACACAGCAUGACGGAGGUCAGUGGAACGCCGAACGCCGUCCUCAAGUCAGAGACAGGCACAGAGACUUUAACUGUAACACAAAGGCUCUUACACACAGCAUCUGACCACAGGUCAGACCCAAAGAGACUGGGCCUGGGGAGACCGGGCUGUCCUCCUGCUCCCAGCUCAGAGUAUUUACUUUACGGUAGCCCGAGGACGGUUCAUUCCCAUCGAGACUCAGGUGACGUGUUAGAGACUAGCAAAGAUCUGUCUUGUUCUUACACUACAGAGAUGGACCCUGGCAACAUGCCCUUGGGUUUAGAGACACAGACUGAUCUGUCUAGAGGGGACUGGAACCAGUACAGUAGUAGUGUAUACUCUGAAGGGUGCCUAGAUAAGAAAGAGGAGGUUAUAGUCAUAAAUGAGGUGACUGUGAAAGUGGAGGGCGACACUCCUCUGAUAUGGAAUGAGACUCACUUAGGAGAAGGACACUCACAAGGCAGAGAUUUCUUAGAUUACAGGGAAAGCUUAGAGACAAAUCCAGAUGUCGUGACCCACUCCCCUUUACACGCGCUCAGGGAUUGCGAACCAGUGUCCACGUCAAUGGGGCCUUCCGAUCAGUUAUUGAACUCAAAGGACCAAAGGGCCAAGGCUCAGGGAGGGGGACAAACAUCAGGCAUUAGUAAAGUGAAACGGUUCCUCUGCAUGUUCUGUAACAAAGGAUUCAGCUGCGUCCAGAAGGUGGAGAUCCACCAGAGGGUCCACACAGGGGAGAAACCAUUCAGCUGUACCCAGUGUCACAUGCGAUUUGCAGAGGCUGGCAACCUGAAAAGGCACCAGAGGGUCCACACAGGGGAGAAACCCUACAGCUGCCCCCAGUGUCUCAUGCGUUUCGCCCAGUCUGGUAACCUGAAGAUGCACCUAAAGGUCCACACGGGAGAGAGGCCGUUCGCCUGUACGCACUGCAGGAAGAGGUUCUCAGAAAGGAGCUACCUCAGGAUACACCAGCAGAAAAAACAUUCCACUCUAUAACAUAGAAAGUACACAUUCCACUCGAUCGCUUCUGACGUUUAGAUCAAACCCUGCAUUAAAGACAAAGAUUCAUUUUCAUUGUUGUCAGCAGAAAAGAUCCACAAGUGCAUUUGGAAUAACGAAAGUAACAGAUUUCAGUGUUCAAUAUUCCUGGAUAAAAUAUUGCAUCCAGACAUUGUCUGAUUUAUAAGGCAUAUAUAAGCCUAAAAAGGUUGUUACAUAUUGGUUUUGUACUGUGUAGGCUAUAUGAUGUGCACAAAUGCCUAUUUCAUUACUUCCAUUAAACUACUUAAUUUUU